CUUGCUUGAGUGUUGUACCUACGCUGUGUGUGAUAUGAACGCGAUGUCCUGCCCUUCCCUGUCGUCUCCGAUCGCGGAAUCAUGAUCUGCUGUCUUCCCCGGGACUCUUCCGCCUCAAGCCGAACGAGGGCGAUUGUGAAUGCGCCUCGUUUCUGAUCGCAGGAUUUGCAGUUUUUGCUCGCCAGAGCCUGAGAAUCUCGCGCGGUGGCCACUUUUGGUGAUGUCAGCUCGACCGUCACUCCUGACAUCGGCUUCCCUCCUGGACACCGCGGAAAGGUGGUUUUUGGAGAGCAAAACUCGUGCAAUAUGGUGAGGAAGAAGCACUGAACAAAUGUACAACCAUUUUGUCUUCAACCAAGUCUCCAGUGCAGUCACCAAUAGUCACCCAAAAUGACUGCUGGUCUGAAUCUUCAUUGGAGACUCUGAUGAAACAUCUACAUCUUCCAUAUCUGCCGUAAUAGCCACAGGAGAUGGUGCAACACCUUUGGAUAUGGACAAAUGGCAUCACAUAAUAAAUUGUCUAGAAGUCAGUAAGACACUGAGACGUUCUUCUAAAAGUUGAUGAAUGAUGAAGGCUCCAGCAAGAAACAAUCAAUGUGUGUUCAGUGAGGACUGUGUAGUUCAGUUUGUAUGAAGCCAGAAUGUCCCAGUACUGUAGGCCUUUGUUAAAGUGAGUGCAAGACUCCCUAAUACAGAGACACAACUUAUUUCUUUUACCCCAUCUCACUGAAUUUCUCUACAUCAGCCAAUCAAAUGCACCCUGAAAAUAAACUGCCCAAUCAUGGGAAACAAGUGACCAGUGGUGCCCAGUCACAGAUUCCCAAGGAGCAGCAAGGACCUGCAAGCAACCUAGGGUCAAGGGGCACUGGACCAGGGAACCAUGGAGUGAAAACCAAUCAGAUAUCUCCUGGGCUGAAAAGUGUGAGUGGGAUGAUGAAGACCAAAUCCAAAAGGGAGAAAAGUAUUUCCGUGGAUGCCGGAGAACAAAAAGACGCACUCACACCAGUGUUAGAGUCAGAUGCUAAAGUAGAGGGCACAAUACGCAGAAAGCGCCGGUGUGUGCUGGAGAAGAAGCAGCCUUACAGUGGAGAUGAGUGGUGCUCAGGUGCUGAGGCUGAAGAAGAGGAGGAGAAACCAUCCACCACUGCUCACAGAGAGCAUGUGAUGUCAUGCCCUGGCCAGUCUCUCUCAGGCACAGCUGAAUCAGUAAGUGGGCCUGGUUUAGGCUGUGGCCUUGGUUCAGGUCUACAUUCUGACCAGCCACCUCACACCUCCCAGCAAGUAGUAUAUGUCUUCACCACUAGCCUAGCCAACAGUGCUGCAGAGGCAGUGAUGCAUGGCCAUACAGAUUCCAUCCUCCUGUUUCACCAGCAAAAUGUUCCUCGCAGCAAAUUGGACCAGUGCACUAGUGUUGGAAAGCUCCCUAGCCUAUCAGAGCAGCUCAGCUCUAGUAUCACCCCUCCCACAGGCACGCCUAAAUCUCAAAUUAGUACACCUCGUCCAGCCUCUGUUGGUGCAGUUAUUGGCAGUCACCUCACAGGCAGCAAUAGUCCUUCUUCUACAGGUCAGCCAGACAGUGAGGUAACCCAUGUCCAUCCAGGGGCCACACCCAGUCACAACAACUGUGCAACAUCUCAUCCAUUAGGAUCUGGAGGCUCAGGGUCACAGCGAGUGGGGACCCAAGGUUGUGGAGUAGAUGGGUCAGGCAUUAUAAAUCACCCCAGUGCAGGUGUCUCUCCCAGUAUCAAUCCAUCAGUGUUGUCUGCACACCUUCAGAGUGAGUCUAGCCAGCAGGGAGGACAAGGGAGUAUCGAAGGACUGUCUAAAGAGCAGUUAGAGCAUCGUGAACGUUCUUUGCAGACACUUAGGGACAUCGAGAAGCUGCUUCUGCGCAGUGGGGCUGGUGCGAACCAUGAAGACCCAGGAGGCCUGAAUAGCAAUCCUAACAAUGGGUCAACUAGCAACAGUAAUACUGGUGGAUACCAAGGGCUUGAGGAUGAGGAAAAUAAUAGUGGGAGGGCUGGGAGAAGUUGCCUUUCUGAUGACAUUCCCCCUAUCCGUGGAAUGAAAAAGCAUGAGGAACCUCUACAAUCAAUAAUUUCACAAACACAUAACCUUAGUGGUCCUUGUUUGGAUGACACUUUGAUGGUAAGGCACCACAGUUUGCCCCCUCAUCACCACCACUCAUCAAGUUCAGGACUAGACAUGGGGCCUGUGUUAGGUCCUGAUGGACUAACACCAGAACAGAUAGCUUGGAGGAAGCUGCAGGAAGAAUACUAUCAUGAAAAGAGACGGCGGCAAGAGAUGAAUCCUCACACACAGCAUUUACGAAUUAUGUCUGAGAUGGGAAUGCCAGGGGGGCCACACCUAAUGAUGAGAGGUCCCCCACCUCCAUAUCACAGCAAACCUGGAGACCAGCAGUGGGGAACAGGGCCUAUAAUUGGAGGAGGGAUGGGAGGAAAUUUAAGGAUGAUGGACAUGCAUCAGGAGGGGCCCCGGGGGCCCAGGUUUCUUGGACAGAUGCAGCGAGGACCCCCAGGAGGUGGUGGAUACCCAGGAAGCCCAGGUGGAGUUAUACCCAUGGAAGGGAUAGGGUCUCAAAGAUCUCCCAGGCCAGGAAUGGGCUGGCUGGAUGACUUGGCACCGAAUAUGGCUGGAGUAGGUCCGUUUCAUGGAUGCUAUGCUUCAGGUGGGCCUGGUGGACCCUCUCAGCAAAUGCAGAGUGGAAUGGAUCGUCCCUUAACACGGGAGGAGAUGUUUCACAUUAUAGAGAAACGUCAGCUACAAAGUCUCCGCAGGUUAGAUCUGGAGCAGUUAUCUAGGCAGCAGCAGGGUGGACUUGUAGGCCCCAGGAUGAUGGAUAACUCUGGUGGACCAGGUUUUCCUAAUCGUGGUAUGGGAGGAGGUCCACCUUCACGUGGGGAUCCAAUAGACAUUUCCAGUUCUCGCACUAUGAUUGGCUCUCCCAUUGGUGGUGGAGGUGGCCCUUUAACGAGAGAUAUGGUUGACUCUCCUUUAGGAGGAAACCUAAAUAUAAACAUGAACUUGAACCUGCAUCAGCAGCAACAUAUAUUGGCCCAGAAAUUAAGAGAAGGGCCUGGGUCAGAGAUUGCAAGCCCUGAGGACAACACCCAUAUUAGGACUGCACCAAAUGGCCGGGUUGGUGCUAACAAAGUAAUGGUCCAUGGACCAGAUGUAAAUCUUCAGUUCUCCAAUCAAGGCCCCUUUCCAAGUGAACAAGAGGAUGGGCCCUACCUCCAGCAAUCAGGUCCAGAGAUGUUUAGAUCAGAUCAGCAGGGUACUCCCCAAAUUGGUGGAAACUCCAGGCUUAGCCAUAUGCCUUUGAACGCUGGUCAUAAAGCAGACCAUGAUCCGUGUCAUCCAUCUGACCUUUCCAUUAAUGUCAGCUCAUUUGGUUCCCCAGCCAUGCCCCCACCUCACCAGCUGAAGUCGCCUCCCCUUAGCCAGGAACCUUCUCCCCUCAUGCCCUCUCCCUCUAUUACAGGCCUGAAAUCCCCCAACCAGCUAGCAUCCAUUGGUCCACCACACCCUCCUCUUUCUGCACCGUCUGGAGCAGGAACACCUUCUGCCACCUCUAUGAAGUCCCCUCAAAUAAUUGGAUCAUCGCUUGGACUCCGGUCACCAUCUGGUUCCCCUGGACAUCACAAGUCUCCAGGCAUGCCAGUUGCAUCUCCAGGGUGGACUGCCUCACCCAAGACUUCCCUGGCCAGCCCUGGAGGGGCAUCUAAUAGUAAGGGAAUAGGUAAUGGAGGGAGCAGUUCAACUGAGACAGGUAUAUCCCUUCCUCCCAGAAGUUCCACCUCAACACCCAGUAGUCAACCUCCCAACAUGCCAUUGACCUCUUCCCCAGAUGCACCUUCAUCCCAGAAUCCCCUGUCCCUUAUAAUGUCUCAGAUGUCCAAAUAUGCAAUGCCCACCUCAAUUCCACUCUAUCAUGAUGCCAUCAAGACAAUAGCAACCUCUGAAGAUGAGAUGCCAUCAGAUCGAUUACUUCUUCCUGGAGCUAACAUUCAAGGAAAUAUGAAUAAUCACCAUUCCACACAGAUGCUCCUGUCCUCUCGAGGGUCAAUGGGACCUCACAGUAGACCUCCAAGUCCAACUGGAAUGGUCCUUUCAGGAAAUCAGCAGUUAUCUCUUGACCCCUCUGGACCUUUGCUGCCUUCUCCUAACCCCAUUGCCAUGCCAGUAAUGAUGGGAGGUGGAGGGGGCCAUCCAGAUGGAAUUGGACCCUGUAACAUUUCCCCAGUGCAUCCUCCAAGUCAGAUGGGUGGAUUCUUGCGCAUGCAGGCACCCCUGCACUCCCCAGUUGGUGGUAUGGGGCAGCAGUACCCCCAUCCUUCUGAAGACAUUCUCCCUUCUCAGCAAAUGCAUAAUCUUAGCAAGGGUAUGCCCAAUCAGUGCCCACCUCACCCACCUGACUCUUUUUCAUCCAUGCCCAUAGGAGAGGGCCUGGACUUGAGUGAAGUGAUUAGGCCCACACACACAGGCAUCCCAGAAUUUGACUUGUCUCGAAUCAUUCCUGCUGACAAGCCCAGUAGUACUCUGCAGUACUUCCCCAAGAGUGAGGCAAUGUCACAGCUGCAGCAGACCCCUCACCAAGGGCAGCUACCUCAUCAGGCUCCUUCAGCACAACUCCUAAAGCAGCUUUCUUCAUCUGGCCCCCUUCAGAGCAAUACAUCCUCCUCCAACCCUCACAUUGCUAGUUUGCAGAACAUGAUGGCUGAGCAGCAUCUUCCCCUGCAACCAUCACACAGUGGCUUACGCCUUGGCAUAGGCAUGAACCAGGGAGGAGCCAGAAGUAUGGGUCCAGGUGUUGUGAUGGGGCCUGGACCAAUAUGCCAUCCAGGUCAUCUGAUGGGUAGGACAGGUAUACCUCAGCAACAGCAGCAGCAUCACCACCAACAGCAGGUCAUGAUGGCUAACAGCCUCUUACAGCACCAGUCCCACAUGUCACAGGGCACAAUGACUCCACAGCAACAUCCACACAAUCUUUUAACUCAGCAGAACAUGAUGAUGCAAGCUAAGCAGAGGGGUAUGUCAGUUCCAGGGGAACACUUUGGCCAACAAGGGGCUGUUCUGUCCCCUCAGGGGCCCAUGAUGGGACCCCCACACCCACAGUCAACUGUGAUAGGAUCCCAGGGAAUGAGACAGAGGGGAUUGUCUUUGGAUAGUCCACUUGGCUAUGGACCUGGAAGUAUGGCAAACAUGCCUUUCUGAACAUUUUUAAGUAAAUCUGUAAAAAUAUUUUCCCCUUAUGGAUUACUUCAAACCCUGACAUGCUUUUUUUCAACGUUUAUUGAUUGUGGCAAUCAGAUGCUAAUAUUAUUCUUAAUAAUGUCAUAAUUAAAAAAGCCAAAUAGUGGAAAAUUGCAGUUAAGCAACAAAUUCUGAAGCCAUUUUAAAUGCCUAUAAAAUAUGUACAUUUAACAAAUGUGUUCAUUUUUGUGAGCAAAAAAAAACCCUCUCACAAAUCAGUUUCUAAUUCUUUUCUCUGGCUACCAAACUGUUGUGCAAGAAAGUAUAUAAAUAUGUUAUUAUUAAAUAUCUGUAUAAUUGCUGUAAAUAAGAAGCAAUUUGCUCAUUUACAAAUGUUAUGUAUAAAUUGUUUAAUAGAAGUCUAAAAGCAAACAAUGAGAGGAAAAAAACUUAAUGUGUAUUGUUUGAUGAUGGAAAAGUGUUGCUAAGGGAUGUGAGGAAAAAAAGAGAGGCAGACACAAUCAGAGAAACUUGUUUUUUAAUCUCUUAUGUAUGUCUUUUAUUAUCUUGCAUCAAAUAUUACUUUGAAGAGCACUCACUAGCUAUGGGAAAUGUUAAAGUAGGAUCACAUUCAGAUAAACCUACACACUCAUGCAUGCUCUGUAAAUUUUCUUAUCAACAUUGCAUCACUGCAUAACUAAAUAUGUAAGGCAGACAGAUGGUUCACGGGUUCAAAAAAAGUGUUUUAUUUAUUUAGGGGAAAAAACCUCAUGAUUGAAUGAUUGCAUACUUUCAGCAAGUUUCUUCGCUGGUCUGUGCUCAUAUAUACUGGCUAGUGGAGGUGGUGGUAGCCAUGUCUGAGACAGAUAUCUUGCUGAAGCAUCUGGUGCAUAUUAGGGGCCAACAGACACAGAAACAUUUUUUCAGCAAUCUCAGGAGCUCAUUCUGGAAACGCACCCCUACAAAGGCAUAAAGGGUUGGAUUAAGGCAGCAGUGAAUAAAACCAAUGCUCUCAGUCACCAUCAGACUCAGAGCCAGUGCACUGCGAGUCUGACAGGAUUUCUGAGACAGAAUCCCUAACCUCACAAGGGUGUCCACAAAAAGGGUUAUGUUAUAGGGUAACCAGCACAAGCAGAAAACCAGGGUUACUACCAUAGCCAGACGAAUAGCCCCCUGCUUUUCCAGGCUCUGGUGACUGUGGUACAGGGUGAACACCACAGCGGUGUAGCAGUAGCCCAUGAUGACUAAGGGCAAGAGGAAGCACAAUAGGUGUGUCAGCAUCCGACUAACGAGUAACCAGUUGUAAGCAUGGAUACCAUGGUUGUUGAAGUGACAUUGUAGCCAUGUAUGGUCAUUCCUUCUGGGUUCCACAGAAAGAAAUACUAUGUUGGGCAUCGAGAGAGCAAAAGAAAAUAGCCAGAGCAGAGCACAGAUGAGGUGAACCAUUUGAGGUCGACGGGUCUGGAGGCUGGAGACAACAUGAACAAUGGCAAGGUAGCGAUCAAAACCAAUGCCUGCAAGGAGGAGACUCCCACACACCAGAUUUAGGCGGUUCAACAGGCCUACAAGCUUGCACAGGAAGUUCCCAAACAGCCAACCUCUAAGUAUCUGGAUCACUGCAAAAGGUAAGGUAAAGAGCAGGAGGAGAUCAGCCAGGGCCAAAUGCAGCAGGUAGAUGUCAGUCAUGCGUAGGCGAGCACGACACUGCAGCAGGACCAUCAGCAGGAGGCCAUUUCCUAAGAGGCCUAGCAGAAACACCAUGCUGUAGACUAGUGGCUGGAUCACAGUAUGGUACAAAAGCAGGGGGUCUUUUUCAGUGUCACAGGUGAAGUCGUCAUGGCUUAUGUUCUCUGUGAUAUUUUCAUAGUCAUAACUCUGGUAAUCUGGAUACUGAUGAGGAAACACAAUAGGUAAUGAAUUCAUAAUUACCUACCAAUACUUAAACUAAUAUUAAGAUGCAUUUUCCCAUUAUUUAGUGCCCUAUUUGUUGUCUUACUUAGAGUUUGUGAAAGUCUGUGAACCCUUUAGAAUUUACAGUAUUUCUGCAUAAAUAUGACCUAAAUCAGAGUCAGAUUUUCACACAAGUCUUAAAAGUAGAUAAAGAGAACCCAUUUAAACAAAUGAGACAAAAUAUUAUACUUGGUUAUUUAUUUCUCAUCUCAUUAUCUGUAGCCGCUUUAUCCUUUUACAGGGUCGCAGGCAAGCUGGAGCCUAUCCCAGCUGACUAUGGGCGAAAGGCGGGGUACACCCUGGACAAGUCGCCAGGUCAUCACAGGGCUGGUUAUUUAUUUAUUAAGGAAAAUUAUCCAAUAUUAUGUGAGUGAGUGGUAAAAAUAUGUGAACCUUUGCUUUCAGUAUUUGUUGUAACCCCCCUUGCACAGCAAUAACUGCAGCUAAGUGUUUCUGGUCACUAGUGGUCAGUUCUGCACAUCGGCUUGGAGGAAUUUUAGCCUGUUCCUCCAUAAAGAAUAGCUUCAACUCUAGUAGGUUGGUGGGUUUCCUAACAUGCACUGCUUGCACAACAUUUCUGUUGGAUUAAAGUGCAUAUCACAGGUAAAUUCAGGAGAAAGAUCAAUGUAAUUCUCCUAUUUUAUAUUAAACUUUGGUCAAAUAUCUGUCACAUUUUGUAUUUUGUGCAAUUUUUUUACCUUGCGCAAUACCAGAAAAAUUCAGUUGAAAUCAAGACAUUUGAGGCGAAUUGGUCCGCCUCUGAAAAAACUUGCCAUUUGGAUUUCCCAGGAAACAUUGAUUUUCGUGAUGUCACGUGCAGGGACACCUCCCUCUGAAUCCUACGUCAGCACUGAUUUGUUUAUGAGAAAACGACCUGGUGACUUUCUGUAAAUUUCUUCAACGUUAUCACAUAAUUAUUAAAAUGGUUAACAGAUGUAUCAUAGGAGGGUGUAGCAACACCAAUCUUGAUGAGAUUAGUACUCAUCGUUUUCCAAAAGACCAGACAAUGAGAGAGAAAUGGGAGCGCUUGGUCUACACAGACUGUGCACUGAAACUGUGCAAGCUCGCGCAGCCUGCUGGCACUUCCGUAGGUAACGUCAUGAAUCUGGCUCCAGACUCCCUUGGGAUUUUUCCAGAUGUGUUUUAUUUUAAUUUUUUCUGCUGUAGACAGAUGGCCUUGUGCAAAAUUACCCUUUUGGAUGAGUGUGUAAAGGGACAUACUUUCAUAUAAAAAAAAAAGAAAUUGGUCCAGAAUAUGCACUUUAAGGUCAGGACUUUGACUUGGUCAUUCCAAAACAUUAAUUGGUUGAACGACUUGUGUGCUAAGGGUCAUUGUCAUGCUGCAUGGCCAACUUUCUCUUGAGAUUCAGUUCACAGGCAGAUGUCCUGAUGUUUUCCUUUACAAUUUGCUGGUAUAAUUCAGAAUUCAUUGUUCCACCAACGAUGGCAAGCUGUCCUGGCCCAGAUGCAGCAAAACAGGCUAAAACCAUGAUACUACCACCUCCAUGUUUCGCAGAUGGAAUAAAAUUAUUAUGCUGGAAUGCAGUGUUUUUCCUUUCUACAAACAUACUGCUUCUCAUUUAAACCAAAAAGUUCUAUAUUGGUCUCAUCUGUACACAAUUUUUUCCAGUGGCCUUCUGGCUUGUGCACGUGAUCUUUAGCAAAAUACAGUUGAUCAGCAAUGUUGAAUCUUUUUGGAAAGCAGUAGCUUCCCCUUUGCAAUCUUGCCAUGCACACCAUUUUUGUUCAGUGUUCUCCUGAUGGUGGACUCAUGAACAUUUAAUAUUAGCUAAUGUGAGCAAGGCCUUUAGUUUCAA
Messenger RNA from Neoarius graeffei (lesser salmon catfish), 8984 nucleotides. It is a transcript of the gene bcl9l, whose product is annotated as bcl9 like. Lineage: Eukaryota; Metazoa; Chordata; Actinopteri; Siluriformes; Ariidae. The record is from RefSeq and is a predicted model, not a curated record. Gene Ontology annotation, cellular component: beta-catenin-TCF complex. Gene Ontology annotation, molecular function: beta-catenin binding; transcription coactivator activity. Gene Ontology annotation, biological process: canonical Wnt signaling pathway; positive regulation of transcription by RNA polymerase II; negative regulation of transforming growth factor beta receptor signaling pathway. The transcript has 11 exons. Bases 754 to 5238 code for a protein of 1494 amino acids.